UAAUUGCGAGCACCAGAUGGUGUCGUCGUAACCCUUGUUUUUUUGUCUGAUUGCCUCUUACUACGGAACGCCUUCCCGCCAUAGGAGGUAUUCAAGUUUACAGGUCUUAACCAUUAAGUAGGCCUUGCAACAGCCAACGCUAUUUUGAAAGAAGUAGUACUAGCUUCGUGUUUAACAUUCCAGUAUUUUCUAGGAAGAUUUAGCGUAAAACCAUACUCUGAACGCAUCCAGGAAUGUCACACAUUCCAUCCAAAGAUUCUUUACAGUCCAGGACCAAAAAAAAAGUUAAACCAGUAAAAGUUUUUAGUGACGGGAAAAGUGGAACAAUUCUACCGGUUAUUGAAUCACAGAGUACUGGUAAAACAAAAUCUCUGUCAUCGGGUUCGCAGAAACGGCGUUUGUUUUUAGGCAAAUGUUCACAGGUUGAAGCUGUCCACACUGCAAAAUUCAACCGUAAAAUCAGCUCACAGACCAUUAGAAUUGAAAAUGAAACCUCAAGUGUGGAUAUAGUGCAAAGAAUGCAAACUUUUGGUAUACCUACAGCAAGCUAUCAACCAGCAUUGUGUGGCCACAUAGUUGCCACCCCACAAAGUCAACAAACGAUUAACCAACCAAUGUUUCAAACCUCUGUGGCUCUUAUGAAAAACCUUGAGACUUUAAAAAUAUUUGAAAUUGAAACAAGAAAAUUAGUCAAUCUUAAGAUGGAAAAAGAUAUAAGAGUGCAGAAAUCUGUGAAUGCUAAGAUAACAACAGUCUUGGAUCAAACCCGGCCAGUUUUUUCACGGCUCCAACCUAUCUCAUUAAACGUCGAACAGCUUACGAUUCAGGAUGAAUCAAAACUUCAAACCUUAGCAGAGAAGUAUGCUCCACAAAUUCGUUACAAGGAUCCGCGAAUUUGCUUGGAAGAUUUUGUGGAUUGUGUUGUUAUCUCGGGAACUCCAGUUAUUCCAGAAUACUCUUUCCAUGAAUUGUGUUAUCAUUAUCUCAUUGAUCCAUUUAUUGAAACGCAAAUGCUGGGGGAUCAAUUGAUGCCAUACAUUUUUGGUUUCAAUAAUUCAUAGUAUCAGGCAAAAUUGUAACAUACCAAUCUGGCAAUGACUAAUAUAUAUUACGUAUGAA
Daphnia magna is the source of this 1119-nucleotide messenger RNA. RefSeq lists its product as uncharacterized. Gene Ontology annotation, molecular function: phosphatase binding. Lineage: Eukaryota; Metazoa; Arthropoda; Branchiopoda; Diplostraca; Daphniidae. Bases 234 to 1061 code for a protein of 275 amino acids. Gene Ontology annotation, biological process: negative regulation of phosphatase activity. The transcript has 2 exons. The record is from RefSeq and is a predicted model, not a curated record.